Messenger RNA from Emericellopsis atlantica, 942 nucleotides. RefSeq names its product 3-oxo-5-alpha-steroid 4-dehydrogenase-domain-containing protein. The record is from RefSeq and is a predicted model, not a curated record. Lineage: Eukaryota; Fungi; Ascomycota; Sordariomycetes; Hypocreales; Bionectriaceae. Bases 1 to 942 code for a protein of 313 amino acids. Gene Ontology annotation, biological process: dolichol-linked oligosaccharide biosynthetic process; polyprenol catabolic process. Gene Ontology annotation, cellular component: endoplasmic reticulum. The transcript is spliced from 2 exons. Gene Ontology annotation, molecular function: 3-oxo-5-alpha-steroid 4-dehydrogenase activity.
AUGGAAGCGAUUCACGCUUUGACCGACUUCCUGGGCCACUUCACACCCGCCCAGUAUUGUCAGACGUACUACCUGUUUGGCGCGGCUGUCAUACUUAGCGUCCAUGUUCUCCCCAGAGAGCUGCAAAGUGCGUUGCUGGACUACGGCGCGAGGCAGCAGAGAUCAAACAACACCUCAGGGAUCGACAGCAACACGUGGACCAAGAAGACCCUGACAUCGCUACUUACUUGUCUGGAGGUUCCGCACUCGUGGUUUUUGCAUUUCUACGUCCUUUCUGUAGCUGGCUCCGCGUUUUGGGCAUGGCAGUUUGUCACGAGAGGCGCCAUCAUGGAGGCUAUAGCCCAGGCACAGGUCAAAGAUGGGAGCCGAAGUGCGGAACUUGGUAGUGUGUUUGUGGCCUGGACACUGAUGGCAGUUCAAGGACUUAGGAGGCUGUACGAGAGUUUGGUGAUCAUGAAGGCUGGCAAAUCCCCCAUGUCUAGUGUUCACUGGAUCGUUGGGCUGGCCUACUAUGCCUGCAUGAGCGUCUCCGUCUGGGUUGAGGGAUCCGGUGCGAUUUUGGAGUCCUGGACCACAUCCCAGGCACCCAGCCUUCCCUCUACGCGCGCAGUCCUUGGAGUUAUCCUUUUCAUUUACGCGUCCUUCAAGCAGAAUGAGUGCCACAAACAUCUGUCAGGACUCAGAAAGUACACGCUGCCACACCAAGGGUGGUUCCAGCACAUCAUCUGCCCACACUAUACAAGCGAGUGUCUGAUCUAUGUGGCGCUAUCUCUCGUAGCUUCGCCGCCAGACACGGUGGUCAACAGAACCGUCUUCACAGGUCUACUCUUCGUUGCGGUAAACUUGGGCACAACGGCGAACACCACAAAAAAAUGGUACGCAGAGAAGGUUGGGGCCGAGAAGGUGGCUUCGAGAUGGAAGAUGAUUCCUUUCGUGUUUUGA